Molecule: messenger RNA, 904 nt
Organism: Cornus florida
Lineage: Eukaryota; Viridiplantae; Streptophyta; Magnoliopsida; Cornales; Cornaceae
Product: large ribosomal subunit protein uL5
Exons: 5
Coding region: 119-667 (182 amino acids)
Biological process (GO): translation
Cellular component (GO): cytosolic large ribosomal subunit; ribosome
Molecular function (GO): RNA binding; structural constituent of ribosome
Source: RefSeq, a predicted model, not a curated record
GUAUCCCAGCAACCUCUCCUAUAUAAGGAUUCUUUCAUUCUUCACCGCCCCGCCUUGCCUCAUUUUCUCUCUCUAAAUCUGCAUCGUACACCGGCGGCUGGAAGCCAAACUCAGAACCAUGGCUUCGGAGAAGAAACUAUCGAACCCAAUGAGAGAGAUCAAAGUUCAGAAGCUCGUCCUCAAUAUCUCCGUCGGCGAGAGCGGAGAUCGCCUCACCAGAGCUGCUAAGGUCUUGGAGCAACUCAGUGGCCAAACCCCUGUUUUCUCCAAAGCAAGAUAUACUGUGCGGUCUUUUGGAAUCAGGCGUAAUGAAAAAAUCGCAUGCUACGUCACGGUCAGGGGUGACAAGGCAAUGCAGCUUCUGGAAAGUGGGUUGAAGGUGAAGGAAUAUGAGCUGCUGAGGAGGAACUUUAGUGAUACUGGCUGUUUUGGCUUUGGUAUUCAGGAGCAUAUUGAUCUUGGAAUUAAGUAUGAUCCUUCAACUGGCAUCUAUGGCAUGGAUUUCUUUGUAGUGCUGGAACGCCCAGGCUAUCGUGUUGGUCGUCGUCGUAGGUGCAAGGCUCGUGUUGGCCUCCAGCACAGAGUCACAAAGGAGGAUUCCAUGAAGUGGUUCCAAGUCAAAUACGAGGGUGUGAUCCUAAACAAGUCCCAGAAUAUCGGUUCUUAGAUUUCAAACGGUAUUGGACCAUUUCGAAGUUUUGGUGAGCUUAAAUUUAUGAUUUCUUCUAGCAAAAGUCAUAAUCAAUCUUAGUUACAAAUUUUAAUUGUGUUGGUUUCUUUUGGGAACAAGCGCAUAUUAUCAUUAUUCAAUUUUCUUCUAAAGAGAUUUCUGAGCUGUACUAUUUUUGUAGUUCACAGUAUUUAGACUGCCAAGACUAUUGUGAGAAAUGAUGUUUUAUGAUUU